AUGGCGGAGGAGAAGGUCGUCUAUGCCAAACUCAACCUCAGCUGCCCGGAUCCGCCCCGGAGGACCGGGAAUAAAACCCCCAAACCAGCAGGUCACCAUUUCUGGAAUUCUCCGUACAUGUUCGGCCUCCUCUUCCUGACUAAUAUCACCUUGCUCUGUGUCUCGGGAUGGCUAGCUGCAGACAGUAUAUCAGAUGAUGGGCUGAGACAGAAGCUGAGCAGAAGUCUGGAGACCCAAAAGAACCUGACCCAGACGCUGCAAGAGGCCAAUCAGAGAGUUACGUGUCUGAGAGGAGCCAUAUCAGCGUCAGAUCAGACCCCUGAGUGCCCCCCGGGAUGGACAUUAAUCAAUCAGAAAUGUUAUUUCCUCUCCACUGAUAAGAAGACGAGAGAGGACAGCGAGAGAUCCUGUGUGGGGAACGGAGCUGUGUUGGCCACGGUGAGGAGUGAAGACUCCAUACUGAAGUGUCACAUGCAGAGUCAGAAUGCGGAGUUCUGGGUUGGAUUACAGAAGGGGGUUACAUGGACUGGAGACGUUGCAAUGACUCAGUGGAUCUGGUCUGAUAACACAACGGAGUCCUCUCUGGCAAACAAUCCAUCUACACAAUGUGCGAAAAUGGGGCAAACCAUCUCGUUAUCUCCGUGUUCUGAUCUCCUUCCCUGGAUCUGUGAGAGGAAACCCAACAAAUCCAACUUACUGGACGAAGCCAACGCCUGCUAG
Molecule: messenger RNA, 720 nt
Organism: Rana temporaria (common frog)
Lineage: Eukaryota; Metazoa; Chordata; Amphibia; Anura; Ranidae
Product: C-type lectin domain family 12 member B-like
Exons: 6
Coding region: 1-720 (239 amino acids)
Cellular component (GO): plasma membrane
Molecular function (GO): transmembrane signaling receptor activity
Source: RefSeq, a predicted model, not a curated record